AUGUAUGCCCCCUCUCUCGGUGUGCAACGGAUCGACGAAACACUGCCCGCGGCAGUCUACGCUCUUCUCUCCGGCCUGAAUGCCUCGACAGUAGGCAUUGUUGCCCUCGCUGCCGUCCAACUAGCUGAAAAGGCAAUUCGUGACAAGAUUUCCCGUAUCCUUGUUAUUUUCGGUGCAUGUGCAGGCCUCUGCUAUAGUGCACACUGGUAUUUCCCAAUUCUUAUGGUUGCGGGUGGUGUUUCCACGGCACUGGGGGUUGGUUGGAUAUAUCAACAAAUUCUCAGGGCAAAGAUGGCGUGGAGAAAAAGGAAUCGGCAGCCCGAACCGGAGAAUGACGCUUCUGGAUCGGUAGGCCAGGAGCAUUUGUCUAUGCGGUAUUCAGGGCAGGGUGCAGGAACAGAGAUGCUGCGAGUGAGGAAGUCAGUUGCAGCGGCAUCCCCGUCUUACUCAACCGAUAUUCAGGUCUCCGAAGGAGGGGGAACCCCUCCUGCACCGCAGCAUAUCAUUCGGAUCCGUGUGGGGGCUGCAAUACUGAUGUUCCUUUUUGCUUCCUUCAUCGCCAUUCUCGUCGCAAGAGCCAAACUCUCCGCACCGCCUCUAUCUUUCGACCUCUUCGCGAAUAUGUACCUAGCCGGCACUGUGAUCUUCGGCGGCGGCCCCGUUGUCAUCCCAUUGCUCCGGUCAUACGUCGUGGACCCGGGUUGGGUUUCCAGUCGAGACUUCCUGAUCGGCCUCGCAAUCAUUCAGGCCUUUCCCGGUCCAAACUUCAACUUUGCAGUCUUUCUCGGCGCUCUUGCCGUCCGAAAUACAUCCUACCAGACAGUCCUCGGUGCCUUCCUUAGUGGGCUAGGGAUCUUCUUCCCUGGAAUUACCUUCGCCGUCGCAAUACAGUCAUUUUGGCGUGUCCUACGGAAACAGAAAUGUAAUGUUGACUUCCUCCGAGGUGUGAAUGCAUCAGCUGUUGGAUUAGUGUUUACUGCUGUGUACCGGCUUUGGGAAAUUGGAUACCUAACUCCGCAGGAUCGUGAUGGGCAGAGUUUGGCGAAGGGGCCCUGGUGGGUUGUUAUUGCCGCUAUUAUGUAUGCCCAGAGUGCAUGGUUCUUCAAGGUCCCACCUGCGGUUGCAAUUGUGCUAGGUGCUGUGCUUGGAUUGAGUUGGUAUGGAGUUGUUAGUCCUGUCAGGUGA
Aspergillus tubingensis is the source of this 1185-nucleotide messenger RNA. RefSeq names its product putative chromate ion transporter. The transcript has 2 exons. Gene Ontology annotation, molecular function: chromate transmembrane transporter activity. Gene Ontology annotation, biological process: chromate transport. Lineage: Eukaryota; Fungi; Ascomycota; Eurotiomycetes; Eurotiales; Aspergillaceae. Bases 1 to 1185 code for a protein of 394 amino acids. The record is from RefSeq and is a predicted model, not a curated record.